CUGUAGUCCCGCGGGGCGGCGGUUGCCGGGCGGGCGGGCGGGAUGCGGCGGAGGGGAGGUGCGGGAGCCACGGGCGGCGGAGCGGGGCCGGCGGGAGGCGGCGGGGCCGGCACCGCGCGGCCGUGGGGCGGGAGGCGGAGAUGCACGGCCCGCUGACGCCGCCUGUCCCCGCAGGUCCCGCCGCCGCCGCCGCCGCCAGCCUGCCGCCGCUGGUGCAGGGCCCGCCGCGCUGCCUGCUGCGCUGCAGCGUGCCCCGCGUGCUGUGGGCGGCCCCGCAGCCGCCCGCCGUGGUGCGGCUGCGCUGGUGGGGGGACAGCGGCGGCGGCACCGAGCUGCAGCCCGCCGCGCCGCCCGCGCAGCCCGCGGGCACCACCUGCGCCCGCUUCGCCGUGCGCUGCGGGCCCCGGCAGCUCAGCGCCUACCUGGCAGAUAUGGGCGUUCUUGUCCUGGAGGUUCUAACCAAACGAGACCACCUGCUCCUCGGCAGGGCACGGGUCACUGAACUGUCCCAGCUCUCCCCCAGCCAUCCCAUCAAAGGGUCUUUUGCUGUGCUGUCACCAACAUCGGAUAAACUCGGGGAGCUGCAGGUGUCACUGGUUCUAGAGCCUCUGCCAGAGCUGUAUGGCACCAGCAGCUGUGUGCCAGCCCUGCAAGGAGGUUCAGAUGCUGCUGCUGCCCAGGCAAGCAGCACGUCCCAGCUUCCUGCUCCAUCCCAGCAGCCCAGGCACCCCCGGGUGGCUGCUGAACAGGAAUCUGUUGACAACAGCAAAGCCACAUCUCCUAGAGGAAAGGACCAAGAGAACUCUGAGAACGUGAAGAACACCUUUCCUGCUCCUCGUGCCCGUGAGGAGCAUGUGGAGAUGAGCCCUGAGAAUCAGCCCCUGUCCUUUCCCAGCAGCGCCGAUCCCACAGCGCUUCCCAGGGGGAGCACACGGCUGCUCUCCAUGCACAGCCCGGCUGCAAGGGACCUGCUGGCAGCUCUCUUGGAUCAAGGCAGUAAACUCCGUGAUGCCAUGGUUGUUUCUGCAAUGAAGUCCAGCCCAGACAUGGAGAUUGAACUGAAUAAAAUGUCUCAUUUCAUAGAGACAGACAAUUUUAAAGCAUCAACAAAGAGCCCAAAAGGCUUGAAGUCCAGUUUUGUGCCCACUCCUGAGGAUCCCCAUCACUUUGGAUCUGAAGUUUCAGGUCAGCAGUUUGACCUAAACUCUGAAGAAAGAGCAAUCCAGUUACUGAUGGGCAGUGCUGAUUUCUCCCCGGGGCACUUCUGGGAUCGGACAGGCUCUCUGUGGGAUUCUCUCUCCCUUGGCAGCGAGGUGUAUGACAGUGAACUCGGCGAUCCCCACUACGACCAGAGUCUGCUGGAGAAGCUGUUUUACACAGCUCCUAAAUCUGAUUCCAGUUUGAGCGAUAUCCUCAGCGAUGAUGAUGUUAAGUCCUCAAAAAAAGCAUCCAAGACAGAAACUCUCAAAAAAGUGGCUCCAGUGAAUCCACAGAAGGAUUUUCAUGCCUUUGAUCAGAAUGUGACAGAAACUAAGCCCAGCUGCUCUCCCACUGCUCCUCCAGAAGACCACAGGGGAAUGUCUCUUCUCACAUCCUUGGGUGUAGACAGGUUGGCAUUGCUGCAGCGAGUACACCUGGCCAGAAUCACCAUAGAAAGCCUGAAAAUCCCUCCUGAGAGCAUCCAGAUCUCCCCCAGGAGGAAAGGUUUGCUGGGGAAGCCUCCACGGCCCAUGUCUGUUCAUAAGUGCACCUUCUUUGUGGAGUACCACUUCCCUGUGAGAGUCUGCAAGGAUGAAAAAGGACAGGUCUCCGUAGCAACAGAAGCAAUUCGAGUAGCCUCCAGUAAAAUCACAGAUGAUGUGGUGAAGUUCCAGCAGCAGUCUGUGUUCCCUGUGUGGUUUGGGGGAAGGAUGAUGGAGCACUGGUGGGGCUCUGACCUGGCUUUUAAAAUCUACAAGAGAAAAAGCACACAGAAAAAGCCUGUGGCCAUUGGCUCAGCAGCAGUGCAGCUCCGCAGGGUGGUUGAGGCUGAGCUGCUCAGUGUCAGCUGGGAUAUACCUGUGGAGAAAGAGGGAGAUCACACACAAGUUGGGCCACUAAAGGUGUCGCUGCAGCUCGUGGCCAGCGCCGCUGCCAGGCCAGCUACAGCCGGGCCCCCAGCCCCAGCUCACGCCGUGAGAGGUGCCCAGCUGGGGCUGCAGGAGCCCAGCAGGACGGGUGGAAGUGCAGAGAGCCCCCUCAGCUCCACAAGGAGCCCCAAGGGCUCCCGGGGGCCAGCAGCAGGCGGCAGGGACGUCGCGCAGCCGCUGCGCCCGGAGCCGGCCCGGGAUGAGGUGACACACAUCACCCCAGCUGAGCAGGAGGGGUUACUGCUGCACGUGCUCCUGAUGGUGCCUGAUGGAAAGGACUUCAUUGCAGAAGGCUCUGGGCUCCCCAGUUCCUGCAAUGUGUAUUUAAACUGCAAACUGCUCAGCACUGAGGAGGCAACGAGAUCUGCUGUCGUCUGGGGCACAAGGCAGCCUGCCUUCAAUUUUUGUCAGGUGAUGCCUUUUUCAUUGACUUCCAAACACUUGGAGCGGCUGAAGAACAAUGUCAUGAUUAUUGAAGCAUGGAACAAGCUGGGAAGCCCUGGCUGUGACAAAUUGCUGGGAUUAGUGAAACUCCCUCUGCAUCAGUUUUACAUCUCAUUCAAGGAUGCCAAGGUUUCCCACCUGCUCCUGCAGGCUCAGUACCCGGUGGUGGCUGUGGACGGCCACGUGCCGGUGGUCGACGUUUUCACGGGCAGCACCCGCGGCAGCCUGAGGGUCACCCUGGCAAUGGGAUCAGCCAGCCAAAUCAUGGCACUGCAGAGGCUCAAAACUGAGGAAGGAAUGGUGCCUCCAGUCACACAGCGUCCUCCCCACUCUCUGGACCAUCCGGCUACAAAACCCACACUGUUGGACCCAAAAGGGGAAGACCUGAUGGAGCAUGUGUUCGAGAUCCACGUGGAGGGUGUGAAGGGACUCACUCCCCUACAGUCCACGGUCUGGGGAGAGGCUGACUGCUACAUCCAGUACUAUUUUCCAGUUCAGGAGGCUGGCUGUGGUGCAAUGCAAGGACCUGGACUGCAUGAGGAUGGCAUCACAUUAAAGCCAUUUAGAACAGCUACCACUUUGUGUGUCCCUGAUCCCAUCUUCAAUGAUGAACAUCAUCAUUCCCUGUUGGUUCCUGCUGAUGUCCCAGUCCAGAGACUCCUGGUCAGUGCAUUUAUGACACCAGGAGCAGCAGGAGGAGGAAUGCAGUUUGAAGUCUGGUGCAGGUAUUAUUACCCAAAUGUCAGAGACCAGUUGGUUGCCAAAGGGGCCUUGCCUUUGUCACGGCUCUGUGCCAUGGUGACUCUGCAGCACCGUGAAGAAAUAGGCAUUCAAACUUUUAAUCUUCCCUUGGUCCCACGGAGUGAUUCCUCUGAGGAAUUUCAUCUGCAGUCUUCAGGUUUGCUUGAUGUGAGUGUGCGGUACCAGCGAUCCAUGAGAACACCAGCUGGAAUGACUGCUCAAGCUGUUUCACUUUCUGUACAAAUACACAGGGCAGCUGGUUUGCAGGCAGCAGCCAGGUAAAGCCUAAUUCAAAAAGGAC
This is a messenger RNA of Passer domesticus (house sparrow), 3615 nucleotides long. It is a transcript of the gene C2CD3, whose product is annotated as C2 domain containing 3 centriole elongation regulator. Gene Ontology annotation, biological process: centriole elongation; cilium assembly. The transcript is spliced from 19 exons. The coding region runs from base 141 to 3596 and encodes 1151 amino acids. The record is from RefSeq and is a predicted model, not a curated record. Gene Ontology annotation, cellular component: centriolar satellite; centriole. Lineage: Eukaryota; Metazoa; Chordata; Aves; Passeriformes; Passeridae.